AUGUCGCAGACGAGGUACUUCUCGACCCGCGGUGGCGCUGAGACGCUCUCGUUCGACGAGGCCGUCCUGACCGGACUCGCCCCCAACGGAGGUCUCUACAUUCCCACUGAGAUCCCCAAGCUCCCCGAGGACUGGGAGACCAAGUGGGCCAAGCUCUCGUUCCCCGAGCUCUCUUAUGAGAUCCUGUCCCUCUUCAUCCCGACCGACUCGAUCCCGUCCGCCGACCUGAAGGACAUCAUCGACCGCUCGUACGCGACCUUCCGUGACCCCAAGGUCACGCCGCUGCGUCAGACUGGCGACAACGAGUACGUCCUCGAGCUGUGGCACGGCCCGACGUGGGCGUUCAAGGACGUCGCCCUCCAGUUUGUCGGCAACGUCUUCGCGUACCUCCUCGAGAAGCGCAACGCUGAGCUCGGCGAGGGCGAGAAGGAGCAGCUGACCGUUCUUGGCGCUACCUCUGGCGACACCGGCUCUGCCGCCAUCUACGGUCUCCGAUCCAAGCCCUCGAUCACCAUCUUCAUCCUCUACCCCGACGGACGUGUUUCGCCCAUCCAGGAGGCUCAGAUGGCCACCGUCCCGGACGCCAACGUGUACUGCGUCGCUGUCGAGGACUCGGACUUCGACACGUGCCAGUCGAUCGUCAAGUCGUGCUUCGGUGACGCCGAGUUCAACAAGACGCACCGCCUCGGCGCCGUCAACUCGAUCAACUGGGCUCGUAUCCUCGCCCAGAUCGUCUACUACUUCCAGGCCUACUUCCUUCUGCCCGAGGAGAAGCGCAAGGACGUUCAGUUUGUCGUCCCCACCGGCAACUUCGGUGACAUCCUCGCUGGUUGGUACGCCAAGCGCCUCGGCCUCCCGUGCAAGGAGCUCGUCGUCGCCACCAACGAGAACGACAUUCUCCAGCGCUUCUUCUCCACCGGCCGCUACGAGAAGCCCGCCGGCACGGGCGAGGUCAAGCCCACCUACUCCCCCGCCAUGGACAUCCUCCUCUCCUCCAACUUCGAGCGCCUCCUCUGGUACCUCGCGUACGACACGCUGCCCGCCGAGGGCUCGCAGGAGGAGCGCCGCGCCGCUGCCCAGGCCAAGCUCAACUCGUGGAUGGACGAGCUGCGCCAGACCGGCCGCGUCGACAUGGGCCAGGCUGUGAAGGAGCUGGCCGGCAAGGAGUUCUGGGCCGAGCGUGUCUCUGACGAGGAGACGCUCGCCGAGAUCAAGAAGUACUACAACAAGAAUGACAAGUACGGCUCGUACGUCGUCGACCCGCACACGGCCGUCGGCCUCGCGUCGCAGGAGCGCGCGGCCAAGAAGGCCCCCACCUCGACCUGGGUCACUCUCUCGACGGCGCACCCCGCCAAGUUCUCUGAGGCCGUCGAGCUCGCCCUCCCCGCCAAGGAGCACGCCCAGUUCAACUUCAAGCGCGACGUCCUCCCGUCGCAGCUCUCUGAGCUCGAGGCCCUCAAGAAGCGCGUCUUCAAGGUCAAGGGCGAGGACGGCGUUCGCGCCCUCAUCGAGGCCGUCAAGCGCGGCGAGCAGCCCGUCGCCGCCUAA
Molecule: messenger RNA, 1548 nt
Organism: Trichosporon asahii var. asahii CBS 2479
Lineage: Eukaryota; Fungi; Basidiomycota; Tremellomycetes; Trichosporonales; Trichosporonaceae
Product: threonine synthase
Exons: 2
Coding region: 1-1548 (515 amino acids)
Biological process (GO): L-threonine biosynthetic process
Molecular function (GO): pyridoxal phosphate binding; threonine synthase activity
Source: RefSeq, a predicted model, not a curated record